CUGGGUGUUUGCGAAAUUAUAAUUAUUAAGUGCAUAACAAUUAUCAGUCAGCACCUGGCUCAGUGGGGCCUGUGGCCAUCAGCUAAUUUUAAAUUUUAUAAAACUUAGUGCCUUUCUAGACUGCAGUGCAGGGAUGCCAUUUGAAGCCGGUUUGCUCAUUAAGUGCGAGACUCACAUAACCUCAGUUGUCACUGUUUGUGUUUGUUCUUUCAACAGUUAUUCAAAAAAUUGUUAUUAUUAUUAAUUAGAAAUAGCGUGAGUGUAACACAGUACUUGCGAUGGCGACUUUGGGGACCGCAAUCGAGCUGUUAACUUCUGCAAUGAAAUCGAACAUAAUCCCCAACCAAGAGUACCUUCUGCAAGGGUCUGUUUUGGAUCAGUAUGUCGAAGUGCUUCUUCAUCGGUUAAGGGGCCUGUGCGACAACGUGGACAGUGGGCCUGAAACAUUCAACGAUCACGAACUGUGCUACUCUUUGCGGUCAAACACCGCCAAUUCCCCAAUGGUGUUGCCUUUGCGGGUUAGACGAGCCCUGGAUGUAACAGAUGCCCCAUUCCAGUUGCGAUACGUCGGCCAGCAAGAGAUGGGAGACAAAAACCGGCCGACAGUGGUUCGUUCUUGCAUCGAUAUGGCCUGCAGCUCUACCAUUAUUGAGUUUCUUACUGAACUGGGCUGCCGAUUGGACUUUGAGUACAUCGCUAGGGGCUACAUGUUCAGGAAGGGUCGGAUGAAAGUGACUGUGUCCAAGAUUUUCAAAAUGAACGGAAUGGCGAGUAAGCCGGAGGGCGUCGAGGCGAUAUCGCAGAGUUAUUUGGUGGAACUAUCAGUGCAGGCGCCUUUAGGCCAGGAUGCUAUUGCCGAGGAUAUGCGGGUAUUUGCCGAACAGUUGAAACCUUUAGUGCAGCUUGAAAAAAUUGACUAUAAGAGACUGGGGAAUAUGAUGUAAGUAUUAAAAAAGGAUAAUUUUCAAAACAA
Messenger RNA from Dendroctonus ponderosae (mountain pine beetle), 973 nucleotides. It is a transcript of the gene MED18, whose product is annotated as mediator of RNA polymerase II transcription subunit 18. Lineage: Eukaryota; Metazoa; Arthropoda; Insecta; Coleoptera; Curculionidae. The coding region runs from base 279 to 944 and encodes 221 amino acids. Gene Ontology annotation, molecular function: transcription coregulator activity. The transcript has 2 exons. Gene Ontology annotation, biological process: termination of RNA polymerase II transcription; regulation of transcription by RNA polymerase II. Gene Ontology annotation, cellular component: core mediator complex; mediator complex. The record is from RefSeq and is a predicted model, not a curated record.